Ceutorhynchus assimilis (cabbage seed weevil) is the source of this 1338-nucleotide messenger RNA. Lineage: Eukaryota; Metazoa; Arthropoda; Insecta; Coleoptera; Curculionidae. The record is from the annotation of a GenBank genome assembly.
AUGUCUGAUGAUAAUUUGACACUAAUUGAAGAGAUGAUGAACAAUUUGAAUACUACAAAUAUUAAUGUUACGAUUUCGACUACUAGACCCAUUCCACUUCCUCCCCAAUAUCGUUAUCCUUCAGGCUAUACGCCUGCGCACAUCGUCGUAGCCUCAAUCGUAGCCACUUUACUAAUGAUCGUAGUCAUAGUGGGUAACAUGCUAGUAAUCAUUGCCAUAACCACAGAAAAAUCACUGAAAAACAUUCAAAAUUGGUUCAUAGCCUCAUUGGCGGUGGCUGAUUUUUUCCUUGGACUAGUCAUAAUGCCUUUUUCAUUAGCAAACGAGCUCAUGGGAUACUGGACUUUCGGGCCGUGGUGGUGCGACGUGCAUUCCGCAAUGGACGUACUGCUGAGUACCGCUUCUAUUAUGAACUUGUGUCUGAUCUCGUUGGAUCGGUACUGGAGUAUCACGCAAGCGGUGGCGUAUCUGAAGAAACGGACGCCUAGGAGGGCGGCAAUUUGGAUUGGGGCGGUAUGGGCGGCGGCCGCCCUUGUUUGCAUACCGCCACUGUUGGGCUGGAAAGUGGAACGGAGAGAGGCGGAACAAUAUCCACAAUGUCAGUGUAAGACAAGCUUAACUGAAGUCGCGCACCUUUCUAAUAGGUAUGACCAACUUAAAAUUGAAAUUGCCCGAAAAAAUAACUAUAUUAGUAAUUUGGAGACAGACUUAGAAGAUCUAAAAUCUUCUCUUAGCGAAGAGUUAACCCGACUCAGUAAUGACAACAAGCUGAAAGAUGAUCAUAUCAAACGCCUCCAGAGACGUACUCAUGAUUUUGAUGCAGAAGUUAUUGAGGCGGAGAAUAAUUAUGAAUUAACUAUUCAGUCACUUAAACUUGCAAAUAAUCGCAUUGAAAAGGAGUUAGCUGAUCAAUUGAAGGCAAGUUACAAUUUAAGUGUGGAAAAUAAAGGCCAUCUAGUAAAAAUUCAGACUGCUAAUGCUGAACUAUUUAAACUUAAUGUUGAACGAGAUAAACUUAAGGACCUUAACAAUAAACUACUGAAUGAAAUUUCCUCGUUAACCAAAGAAAAUAUCAAAUUUGCACAAAGCUUGAGCACAAAUAGUGAACCUGUCUACGAGAGGAACCGCAGGUUCGGACAUUUGGUUCACGCACUAGCUCGAGCGGGCUAUGGUGCGAAGCUACCAUCCGUUGGUUUAUGCCUGAACGCCUCUAAGGCCGUAUCCUUUCUAGUCAAAGGUGGCAACGAUAACUCUUGGAGUUCCGAGAGUCGAAAGGCUCAAAACAAUGUGACUUUACUAGGCGGUCGGCGUUCGCGCCGAUCGUCGCACGAGCCCUAA